Molecule: messenger RNA, 4015 nt
Organism: Coffea eugenioides
Lineage: Eukaryota; Viridiplantae; Streptophyta; Magnoliopsida; Gentianales; Rubiaceae
Product: DNA polymerase I A, chloroplastic/mitochondrial
Exons: 12
Coding region: 387-3569 (1060 amino acids)
Biological process (GO): double-strand break repair; DNA-templated DNA replication
Molecular function (GO): DNA binding; DNA-directed DNA polymerase activity; 3'-5' exonuclease activity
Source: RefSeq, a predicted model, not a curated record
CCUCUAGUUUCAGGGUUUAGCCUCAAGCGAAGAGUUAAACCCUUUUUAAAUAAAGCUUUGUUCACCAAAAUCUUCCCUCUUCUCUCCGUUUUUUCCUCUUUUUUCCCUCUCUACUCUGCUCUGGUAUGGGGUUGGUUUCUGCUCUCCUUUUCAGCCAUGAGUCAGUCAUCCCCAUUCCCAGACAAAGAGUUCUCAUAAACCCUCUCUAAAACCUCUCUUAUUUACAGCCCCACUGUCACCUGCAGAAAAGGGGGAAAUAUUAACAAAGCAAAUCUUUUUAACUGUUUAUUAUAAACGGAAAAAAAAAGAUUAUCAAGACGGCAGCUGCUUACAGUAAAAUCUGUGGCGCUAGCCAUAAACUAGUUGGCAGAAGAAUUGCGAAGGCCAUGGCUGCUGCAAUGGGGGGUUUCUGUACUCAGUUCACCCCUUUCAAAAAGUCCCCUUACUUGUGGCUCUGUCAUUCAUCAUGCCCUCACACUUUUUCUACUUCUCGCUCCUUCUGGGCUCUUUCUAGUAAAGCCCUUUGCAGGCCAGAAUAUUGCAAAACCCAUUCUGGCUACAUAUCCUUCUCAAAUGUCGCAAACGGCCCUGCUUCUGAUCAUUCCGUUGUGAAGAUAUCAAGUAGGAGUCAUGUGUUUGUGCAUGACUAUCAGAGGCCUACUUACAAAUCCUGGGGUGACGUGACUCAAUACUAUAAGAGAAGAAAGGAAGCUUAUCGUGCUGAACGGACUUCUAGUUUGCCUAGUUUGACAGAUGGAAGUGAUCACAAAUUUAGACAGCAAAGCACUGAUAAUGACUUAUCUUGUCCAUCUACUAGUAAUUCACCUCUCUCGUUCAGAAAUGUUCAUGAUUCAGCUUGUUCUUCAGGAAACCUUAGCCUACCGAAUAUCGUAAGUGUGAAUACAAUUGCACCAGAUCGUGAGAUGAAGGACAACUUUUCAAGUAGCAGACAGCCUUAUACAUCAAAUAGCCAACAAGCAGACAUACACUGGAAAAUCUCUCCGAGGACAAUGCAGUUACCUUCAAAGUCUUCCCAACCUAAUAUUUCCCAGCCAAAAUUAUUCGAAGAACAGAAAGAAAAGUAUCCCUCAAUUGAUGAAGGCAGUGCUCAUAAUGUAACAAAAAGGGAGGCUGCUGCUGCAAUGUCUGUUGGUGUUGAAAAAAUAAAUGGAACCCCCACAGGAAAAGGAUCUGUGGAACCAGAAGCUAUUAUCCAGUCAAAUCUUCGUGAGAGGCUUGGUUGCAUUUAUGACAAGGUUCUUGUGGUUGAUACUGUCUCUGCUGCAAAGGAAGUAGUUGGUUUGCUCACAAAUCAAUACAGGCAUAUGGUCCAUGCAUGUGACACGGAAGUAUCAAAGAUUGAUGUUAAGCAGGAAACACCAGUUGAUCAUGGAGAAAUUGUAUGCUGCAGUAUUUAUUGUGGACCGGAAGCGAAUUUUGGAAAUGGAAAGUCUUGUAUCUGGGUAGAUCUUCUUGAUGAGGACGGGAGGAAUAUUUUGGCUGAAUUUGCUCCUUUUUUUGAAGACCCGUCAAUUAAAAAGGUGUGGCACAACUAUAGCUUUGAUAACCAUGUUAUAGAGAAUUAUGGACUUAAACUUGCUGGUUUCCAUGCUGAUACAAUGCACAUGGCCCGAUUGUGGAAUUCAUCAAGAAGAUUAGAAGGUGGGUAUUCUCUGGAAGCCCUUACCGGUGAUUCUUCUGUCAUGUCUGAUGCUAGGUUAUGCCUUGGUGAAGAGUUGAUUGGUAAGGUGUCAAUGAAAACCAUCUUUGGGAAGAAAAAAAUAAAAAAAGAUGGUUCUGAGGGUAAAGUUGUCACUAUUCCUUCUGUUGAAGAGCUGCAAACUGAAGAGCGCGAGUUAUGGAUUUGCUAUUCUGCUUUGGACUCGAUAAGCACUCUUAGGCUUUAUGAGAGUCUGAAAACUAAAUUAUCUAGGAUGGAAUGGAAAUUGGAUGGAGCUAGAAGAGGAUCAAUGUUUGAUUUUUAUAAACAAUAUUGGCGUCCAUUUGGUGAGCUUCUAGUGGAAAUGGAAACUGAGGGGAUGCUAGUUGAUCGUGCAUACCUCGCUGAGAUUGAGAAAGUGGCUAAAGCAGAACAAGAAGUUGCUGCUGACAGAUUUCGCAACUGGGCAUCAAAGUACUGUCCAGAAGCAAAAUAUAUGAAUGUCGGAAGUGAUGCGCAGUUGCGCCAACUUUUUUUUGGUGGCAUACAGAACAGAAAAAAUCGGGAUGAGACUCUUCCAAUAAAGAGGGGAUUCAAAGUCCCCAAUGUUGAUAAGAUCAUUGAAGAAGGAAAGAAGGCUCCAACAAAAUUCCGCACUAUUACUCUGCAUAGGCUUUUUGAUGACCAUUUGAAGAGUGACAUGUACACGGCAAGCGGAUGGCCCUCUGUUAGUGGAGAUGCUCUGAAGGCACUUGCUGGGAGUGUUUCUGAUGAAUUCGAUCUCAUAUAUGAAGCUGCUCAGUUGCAGUCUGAUGAUAGCUUCAGGGUGGCCAAUGAAAUGGAUGAAAGUGAUCUCGCUGAUAAAUCAGCUUGUGAUCAAGGAAGUGAGGCUUCCAGUGCCAUUUCUGCUCUAUGUGAAGUUUGUUCGAUAGACUCUCUUAUAUCCAACUUUAUUCUACCCUUGCAGGGAAGUCACAUAUCAGGCAAGAAUGGGCGUAUUCAUUGUUCACUUAAUAUUAACACAGAAACCGGGCGGCUUUCAGCAAGAAGGCCAAAUUUGCAGAACCAGCCUGCCUUAGAGAAGGACCGCUAUAAGAUUCGUCAGGCAUUUAUUGCUGCACCAGGGAACUCCCUGAUUGUUGCUGAUUAUGGGCAGCUGGAGCUUAGGAUUCUUGCACAUCUCGCUAACUGUAAGAGCAUGUUGGAUGCUUUCAAAGCUGGUGGAGACUUCCAUUCAAGGACAGCAAUGAACAUGUAUCCGCAUAUUCGAGAAGCCAUUGAACAAAAACUUGUUCUUCUUGAAUGGCACCCACAACCUGGUGAAGAGAAGCCUCCAGUUCCUUUACUAAAGGAUGCUUUUGCUUCUGAAAGAAGGAAAGCUAAGAUGCUCAACUUUUCCAUUGCAUAUGGAAAAACUGCGGUGGGGCUUUCCCGUGAUUGGAAGGUUUCUGUGGAGGAAGCAAAGAGUACAGUUGAUCUCUGGUACAGCGACAGGAAAGAAGUUCUGAACUGGCAACAAGAUCGCAAAGCUGAAGCUCGUCAGAGCAGAUGUGUCCACACAUUGCUAGGAAGAGCACGCCGUUUCCCUUCACAAAAAAGUGCUACUUCAGCGCAAAAAGGUCACAUUGAAAGAGCUGCCAUCAACACGCCUGUUCAGGGAAGUGCAGCAGAUGUUGCUAUGUGUGCCAUGUUAGAAAUUUCAAAGAAUGCACGCCUGAAAAAGCUUGGGUGGAAGUUGCUUUUGCAGGUUCACGAUGAAGUUAUCCUGGAAGGGCCAACAGAGUCAGCUGAGAUAGCCAAGGCCAUGGUGGUCGACUGCAUGUCAAGACCGUUCAACGGAAAGAAUAUUCUUAAGGUGGAUCUGUCUGUUGAUGCCAAGUGUGCACAAAAUUGGUAUGCGGCCAAGUAGAUAAUAUGUGGAUUGCCAAAACUUGUAUGGUCUUUGUGGCGGGCUUGCCUUUUGCACGUUGUCAAGAGCACAGCAUGAUCUCUUCAUGCUCCGAGGCGGCUUUAGCUGUCUCAAAAUUUUGCAGCAUCUGAUUCGUAUCAUACCUUCAGCUAUGGGUAGUCAAUGUGUCAUAAUUCUUGUUUUGCUUGUCAUGGAUGAAGGACUUCUAUGCAGUCUGAGCAUUCUGAGCAUCCGUUGGGAGUUAGAAAGCCUGCUGAAUAUUGAUUGAUUGUAUGUAGGAAAUUCUCUUAUUGGUUGUAUGUAAAUCCUAGGACGUUCGAGUCUCAUCUUAUUUUGUAUUUUCUAGCGUCGGACAUCUUUUACCUUAUUUUGUAGAAAACCUUUCCAUGAGAGGGAGAAUUGAAUAUUCUACCUUUAUUACCCUUUUUCCUAGAGUAACGAGUUAA